AUGCGCUGCCUCAACCUCAUCCCGCUCGCCUUUUGUAGCCUGGCGCUGGCUCAGGUCGACGAUGACUUCAUUGCUGCCAUCCUGUACGGACCCGAUGACUACGAAUUUGAUGUUCUUCGGGACCGCUGUGUCAACUUGAAGAAAACCCAGCCUAUAUUCUCCGAGAUUGAAGUCGGAUACUCCUACGUCUGCGAGCUUUAUAGUGAGCUCAACUGCGCCGACAAAAUUCUGGAGUUCCCGGCAGGCUCGUUCGACAUAGAGGAACUGCAUUUCAAGUCUAUUCAGUGUGAGGUUCCGGCGGAGAUUGCUGGCAACUAG
Akanthomyces muscarius is the source of this 318-nucleotide messenger RNA. RefSeq lists its product as uncharacterized. The record is from RefSeq and is a predicted model, not a curated record. Lineage: Eukaryota; Fungi; Ascomycota; Sordariomycetes; Hypocreales; Cordycipitaceae. Bases 1 to 318 code for a protein of 105 amino acids. The transcript has 4 exons.